This is a messenger RNA of Rhododendron vialii, 1578 nucleotides long. RefSeq names its product protein NEN4. Gene Ontology annotation, molecular function: 3'-5' exonuclease activity; nucleic acid binding. The record is from RefSeq and is a predicted model, not a curated record. The coding region runs from base 357 to 1268 and encodes 303 amino acids. The transcript is spliced from 6 exons. Lineage: Eukaryota; Viridiplantae; Streptophyta; Magnoliopsida; Ericales; Ericaceae.
UUUUUACACACACAAACACGUACGUAAAUGAAGCUAGGGAGAAGAAAGAGAGCAAUUAAUUAAUCCAUGCAUGUAAAUUAGAUUCCUGGAUUUGCUGCUUUACAUAGGACAGGACAUCCUAAAUACGCUAAGGACACCCUUUGUCCAAAACCCAAAACUAAGUCUAACUUGACCUACAAGCAAAACCAAAUCCACAAACUUAAUAACAAAAGAAUAUUCUUCUACUUCCACCCCAUGCAUUUCUCUCCUCCUUCUUCCCUCGAUCUCCUUUUAUAACAAGAACAAGUCCCGCCAACAAUAUAUGCAUACAUUUCCACCACAACCACGACAACAAACCCUUCCAAUCUCAACCAAAAAUGACAUUCCCAAUCCCCCCAACCAAUCCAGCCCCAUCCGAAAUCGUAUUCUUCGACUUAGAAACAACCGUACCAAACAGAACCGGACAAAGAUUUGUCGUACUGGAAUUUGGUGCGAUCCUGGUUUGUCCGCGGAAGCUUGUUGAGUUGGAGAGCUAUUGCACCCUCAUUAGGCCAAAGGACUUGUCUGCGGUCGCGUUGAGGUCGAGCCGGAGCGAUGGGAUAACCCGAGAGGGAGUAAAGGACGCGCCUUUGUUUGAGGAUGUGGCGGAGAAGAUAUUUGGGAUUUUGAAUGGGAGAAUCUGGGCGGGGCAUAAUAUACGGAGAUUCGAUUGUGUUCGGAUUAGGGAGGCAUUCGAGGAGAUUGGAAAGCCGGCACCGGUGCCGGUUGGGGUGAUUGACUCGUUGGGUGUUUUGACGGAGAAGUUUGGAAGAAGAGCUGGUAAUAUGAAGAUGGCAACGUUGGCUAGCUACUUCGGGCUUGGGCAGCAAAAACACAGGAGCCUUGAUGAUGUUCGCAUGAAUUUAGAAGUCCUCAAACACUGCGCAACCGUGCUCUUUCUGGAAUCAAGUCUCCCAGGUGUGCUGAAUAGCAAAUGGCCGCAUGGCCCUCCCACGGUGACAACGAGAAGCAGAAGUAUCUUGGAUUCGAAUAUCCCAAGUGUGUCGAAUGCAAAUUGGGGAGGUUAUUCAAGCAUUACAACAAGAAGCAGGAGAAAUAUUGGGAAAUUCCCAUGCAGAGAAGAAAAUAGUCGAAAAUCUCCUCCAACUACUCUUUCCUAUCGAAGAGCUGUCCCUUAUGCAAGGGGCAGUUUCGGAAAGAUGACGGAAAGGGUCACGAAUCUCUUGUGUAAAGUCCAGAAUAAGCCUCUCAGUAAUUUGAUAAAGCAUUCCCAUUCGCUGCUCCGAUGAGUCAGAAUGAGAACGUUUUUUUGAUAUUUCAAGACACAACCCCUCACCGAUCAGAUUGGGGCUUCCAUUAAAUGAUUAGGGUUCUUGUUUAAGGGUGCCAAAUCCCGAAAAAAUGCUAACACUGAAGCCACAGAAAUCCAUUCUGUAUAUACGUAUACAUGUACUUCUAACUGAUUGUAUUGAUUGUUUCAUUCUUUUAUGGCAAUUCUCAUCCAUGGCCAAAAUUUGGCUCAUUUGCCUGGGAUUUUGUCUUGUACAGAUGAAUAUUAGUAAUAAAUAGCCACUUGGAAAUUUCCAAGUUUCAUUUCUU